AUGGGUCCCAAAUCUAAACCGGGGGCUACUUCUAAAUCAAAGGCGAAAGCGGAAGUCGAAGACAGAGAUGAAGAAGUAGAAAAUGCUGAAACCACACAGGACGAAAAGCCACAGCCUUCAAAACCCCGCAAACGGAAAGCUAAAGACAAAGAAGAAGAAGAUACUUCAUCCGCCAAGCCGACUACCAAGACUAAAAAAGCCAAAGGACCAACAGUGCCGAUCCACGCUGAUCUACCGAACAACAAGGCAUUUCCUUCCAAGCUACAAUUUGAUCCCAAGGCAGAAGGUUGUAUCCGAAUAUCAGCAUGGAAUGUAUGCGGAGUCAACGCCUGCGAUAAAAAAGGCCUGAAAACGUAUUUGCAAGCUGAAGAUCCAGAUAUUAUGAUCAUGAGCGAAACCAAGAUGCAGGCUGAACCUGAUAUAAUGCAUCUCAAACAUCAAUAUCGAUAUCGAUAUUGGGGGGGCGAUCCCAAGAAAGGCUAUGCGGGGGUAGCUAUAUUGUCUAAGCACAAGCCUCUGAAUGUAGUGUACGGCCUCCCAACAGCUGACGACCAAGACAGUACAAAAGGCCAGUUUACAGACUUUCAUUUGAUUGGAACCUAUACUCCAAACGCUGGCGAAGGGCUUCAAUUCAUGACCAGGAAAAAUGAAUGGAAUGCAGCUUUUGAGAAGUAUCUAAGGGAGCUGGAUGCUGUUAAGCCCGUUGUAUGGGGAGGCGAUAUCAAUUGCGCACUUACAGAAAAAGGUAGAUAUAAGAUUUUCAACUUCUCCCUUGUGAACACUUUGUCUUAUUCAGACCAAUCUCUUUGCAAUCCGGGAGACCUGCGGAAUGCAACCACGAGUUGGAACAAAAUUGCUGGGUACACGCAGGAUGAGUGUGAUGCCCUUCAAAGCCAACUGAACCCCAAGGAAGGAAGUGGACAUGGCAAAAUAGUGGAUGCAUGGCGGGUAUCACGCCCAGAUCUUGAGGGACAUUAUACUUACUUCAGCUUGGCCUUCGAUGUAUCUCCAACAACCUUAAAUUUUAAAGUUAUCGUUUUGGAUGCCGUGAAAAGGGAAUCGGAUGGAGGAUUGACUCAUUCUACGGCUUGUGGACAACCAGCCUUUUCUUUGGUCGCCAUGCAACAAAGUGCCUCACCUGAUAGACUGCCUGUUUCAGGAACCACACAAGAUGGCCAAUCAAUGCAGGGGAGUUCAGCCUGCCAAGAAACUGGUCCAACUUUGGUCAGAAUUGACCUAGCCAAUUUGACCCUUCAGGAGUUCAAAGACACAGUUACUGACUUGGCCAAAGGAUUUCAUAUGGACUGUAAAGAAUGCCAAGCCAAGGAAGAAUUGUGUGGUACAAAAUAUAAUCCUGGAGCCAAUCCAGAAAAGACUCACAAGCUUGCCUUGAAUUUGAUUAAUCUUCAGGCUGAUGUAACCAAGAUCCGCAUGGCACUCCAGACGCACUAUGGAGAUAGUGGUUGUGCGGGCCAUCGCUUCUGGCAAACCUGGGGUGACCCUGUUCCAACCACCGGUGGGACUACCUGGAUUUGA
This is a messenger RNA of Melampsora larici-populina 98AG31, 1536 nucleotides long. RefSeq lists its product as uncharacterized. Gene Ontology annotation, molecular function: DNA-(apurinic or apyrimidinic site) endonuclease activity; double-stranded DNA 3'-5' DNA exonuclease activity; phosphoric diester hydrolase activity. Gene Ontology annotation, cellular component: nucleus. Gene Ontology annotation, biological process: base-excision repair. The record is from RefSeq and is a predicted model, not a curated record. NCBI's taxonomy places the organism in Eukaryota, Fungi, Basidiomycota, Pucciniomycetes, Pucciniales, Melampsoraceae. The transcript has 14 exons. The coding region runs from base 1 to 1536 and encodes 511 amino acids.